Messenger RNA from Dibothriocephalus latus, 1248 nucleotides. The record is from the annotation of a GenBank genome assembly. Lineage: Eukaryota; Metazoa; Platyhelminthes; Cestoda; Diphyllobothriidea; Diphyllobothriidae.
AUGGAUACCUUCAAGUAUUUGGGGGUGCCCUUUUCCUAUCAGGGGAAGGUGACAGUAAGCUACCACUCUGUUCUCUACAACAUGUUGCUGUGGGUCACAAAAACACCCUUGAAAUCGCAGCAGCGCCUUCCUCUCCUGAAGCGACACUGCGUACCGAAACUUCUGCACGAACUGGUCCUUGGGGCAGUUAAUCGAAAUACGCUCAAGCGGCUCGAUGUCCAAAUCCGACAGGCCGUGAGACUCUGGUUGCGGCUUCCCUCUGACACGCCGGCAUCCUUCCUGCAUGCGGCUGUUCUGGACGGUGGUCUCGGUGUACCCUGUCUGACAGUGAUGGUUCCGUUUGCAAAGCGGCGGCGACUGGACUCGGUGCUCUCUUCUCAGGAGCCUGCGGUACGAGUGGCUGCUAUUGUUCCUUCGGCUCUGCCUGGAAUGCGGAUGGCUGCUCAACCAGUCCGCCUGGGUCAAACUGUUUUGGCUAGCAAAACGGAUGCAAGGAAUUACUGGAGGAAAUCUUUGUAUGAGUCAGCUAAUGGCAGACCACUUGUGCAUUUUGCGGACUCUACUUGUGCCAACCAUUGGCACUCCUCCCCUGUUUGGGUCUUCCCUUGGUUGUUUCUACGAGGCAUCCAACUUCGGGCGGGUGUCCUCUCUACCAAAGCCCGCAGUUCCCGUAGGACAGGUCGUGAGGACGUGUUGUGUCGAGGCGAAUGCGGCCAGCGCGAGACUCUCUUCCAUAUACCCCAGUGCUGCCAUUUGACGCACCAGGCCCGUGUUUGGCGUCAUAAUCGUGUGAUGCGGCUGUUAACGCAAUGUCUGUUGAAAGGACGGCAGGAAGUUUUUGUGGAGCCCCACAUCCCGGAGGGUGCUACCUUGUGCAAGUCGGACCUUGUUUUGUGCACAGAGAGUGGAAUCACUGUAAUUGAUGUUGCUUUGGCCGGCAAGACGCUGUUGGAGCAAAUAUUUGAGCGAACGAUCCGACGUUAUUCAACGGAGGAGAUUGAGAUGAAUUCGCUAAGGCUUCUUGGCCGUCCGGCCAAUACCCUGAUUGUGCAUAUUCCAGCUGUGUUUUCCUGCCGUGGUGGCAUUUUCUCACGCAGUGAACGAUUGUUGCAGGGCCUCGGCCUAUCUGUCUACGAUUUGUCUGACUGUUGCUUGGCGGUAAUCCGAGGUUCCCUGAAGGCGUACGAUGUACAUACGCGUGGAGCUGGCCGAGGUGAAGCUCACGAGAAGGGUGUGGUGCACUUAUGA